CCCGCCCUCCCUGGGCCGGACCCGGGUCCUUCGCGGGCUGCUCUCGGCCGCCAUGGGCCCGGAGAUGGAGCCGCUGCUCUUGGCCUGGAGCUAUUUUAGGCGGAGGAAAUUCCAGCUCUGCGCAGAUCUGUGCACGCAGAUGCUGGAGAAGUCCCCUUACGACCAGGCAGCUUGGAUUUUGAAAGCACGAGCGCUAACUGAAAUGGUAUAUGUAGAUGAAAUUGAUGUAGAUCAGGAAGGAAUUGCAGAAAUGACGCUGGAUGAAAAUGCUAUUGCUCAAGUUCCACGCCCUGGGACAUCUUUGAAACUCCCUGGAACUAAUCAGAUGGGAGGGCCUAGUCCCGCUGUCAGGCCAGUCACUCAAGCUGGAAGACCCAUUACAGGAUUUCUUAGACCCAACACACAAAGUGGAAGGCCUGGCACUAUGGAGCAGGCCAUCAGAACACCCAGAACUGCCUACACAGCUCGCCCUAUCACCAGCUCAUCUGGAAGAUUUGUUAGGCUGGGAACGGCUUCCAUGCUUACAAGUCCUGAUGGACCUUUUAUCAAUUUAUCUAGACUGAAUUUAACAAAAUAUGCCCAGAAACCUAAAUUGGCAAAGGCUUUGUUUGAGUAUAUCUUUCAUCAUGAAAAUGAUGUUAAGACUGCUUUGGAUCUGGCUGCCCUUUCCACAGAGCAUUCUCAGUACAAGGACUGGUGGUGGAAAGUGCAGCUUGGAAAAUGUUACUACAGGCUAGGAAUGUAUCGUGAAGCAGAAAAGCAGUUUAAAUCAGCCCUGAAGCAGCAGGGAAUGGUAGAUACAUUUCUCUACUUGGCAAAAGUUUAUAUCUCAUUGGAUCAACCUGUGACUGCUUUAAAUCUUUUUAAACAAGGCUUAGAUACGUUUCCAGGAGAAGUAACCCUACUCUGUGGAAUUGCCAGGAUCUAUGAGGUAAGGUUUUUAUUAUUCAAAAAGUUGAUGUAAAAUUGAGGUUCAUGCUACUUCAGUAAGC
This is a messenger RNA of Manis javanica (Malayan pangolin), 992 nucleotides long. NCBI's taxonomy places the organism in Eukaryota, Metazoa, Chordata, Mammalia, Pholidota, Manidae. The record is from RefSeq and is a predicted model, not a curated record.